This is a messenger RNA of Cylicostephanus goldi, 534 nucleotides long. The record is from the annotation of a GenBank genome assembly. NCBI's taxonomy places the organism in Eukaryota, Metazoa, Nematoda, Chromadorea, Rhabditida, Strongylidae.
AUGGCUGUUAACAUCAGCGCCGAAUUGAAAAGGGCCAAUGAGACUUCUCUUGCAUUGGACCGCGAACAGGAUGCGUUGUGGCAAGAACUCAGCAAAUACCAGAUGGCUUGCACAGAUGACUACACCGGAGAGAUACUUUUCGAGCAAGAUAGAAAGCAGACGGAAAGCAAUGAACUAAGAUAUGUCGCUUUGUCGAAAGCGCAAGCCCACAUAAAACGUCUGUUGGAAAGUAGCUCCGCCAUCUUUGAGACUGCUAAGCAUGGAAUUCAAGUUUUAUCAGACACAGUCUCAUACGCAGAAGAGGAGUUUACCGAGUACAAUAGAAGGAUUGAAGAAGUAAAAAAUAGAAAGAAGCAAGCGUUAGAAGCUGCCACAUGCUCGAUAAAACAAAACGAGACAAAGAUUGGAAACUUGCAUCAGAAAUGUUCUGGAAAGCAAGGUGAAUCAUCUGGUAUGGAAAAGCUGUCAGCAAUACUUCCUGAACUCAAGGUAUAUCCCAUCAAACUUCAGCUCUUACUCGAUUCGGAGUUCUAG